AUGGGGUGUGGAAGUGUGUUUGGACCUAAGAGCCAGAACACUGGAGGGGUGAAUCAAUCUCAGCACCACAAUCAGCACAGGUCUGCCGCUGUGUGCUGUGGGACGGGCGAGAGAACACGUCUGGCAGUGCGUCUCCUCCCGUCACUGCUCGGUUUGUCCUGCCAUCCACGUCCUCAUCUGUCUCAGAUCAAUCUGACCAUUCUCCUGUUCAGCGUAAUGUGGUUUCCCCGUCUGUACCUUCAUUACUGCAGCCAGUGGCUCUUCCUGCAGGCUCAACACAUCCCCAUCAACAGAUUUGGGUUGGGUGCGCACACGGUGGAUCUGGUCUAUCAGGGUUCACUGCUGUCUACCCUGGAGGAGGUUCUGCUGGUGCUGCUGGGCCCCCUGACCUUGAAUGCAGCUACGCUACUGCUGCUCCUGAUCAGAUGGGGCUGUCAGCUAGCAUUUGGCUCACCGCCCUCCUUCCUGUCAAAGUUUAUCAUGGCUGCGGCGGUGUGGACAGUGCUGGACCCUCUGGCGGUCUUUGCUGUGGAUGCCGUCCUGGGGCGUCUGUCCUACAGUGCAGAGGAACCAUUAGCAGAUGCUGCUAAGAUGUACUGGCAUUUCUUUCGGAUUGAGCAGUCGGGCACAGCAGGCAUCAUCAUCACACUCUUCUUGUACGGUGUCCACUGCAUCCUCUCCUUCACCUUCCUUUAUGUUUACUUCCUCAGACUUCACAAUGAUGGGAGACUAUUAGAUAUCUACCUGCGGCUCCACAGCACUGAGGGAGCAUUCUUUGUUCCACAUGACAUGGAGGUUUCCAACCAGGAGCUCAAUUACAUUGUAAAGAAGGCAGAGCAAUGGAGAGGCUUCAAUGGAGAGAGAUGCAAGGUGGCAGUGUAUGACUACAUCUGGACGGAGGAGGAGCCUGCGGUAGGAUUGGCACCACCUUCGGGCACGCCCAAUACCGGAUGUGAGACCAGCACCCAUUUAUCCAUCUACACACUGCACUUGAGCGGCCUGCGCCAUCAUUACAGACACUUCCUGAGACAACCUGAUGGAGCCAUUAUAGAGGUGAUGCAUGAUUCUGACAGUAAAGAGUUUCAGAGAUCAGAGGUGCAUGAGGAACAUGGGAGGAUGAAGAAUGUGAUGCAUCUCAGAGAGAGGAAAAGGAGAAAACCUGCCUGGCGAUCACACAGGGUUGAGCCUAUUGGAGGAAGUGCCUGUGACUCAAGCAAUGGAAUAAAAGAGCCCAGCCCAUAAACUUAAGUAGCCACACAAUAAAAAUAAAAUAAAAUAAUAAAAUAAAUGCCUUU
Molecule: messenger RNA, 1295 nt
Organism: Sinocyclocheilus grahami
Lineage: Eukaryota; Metazoa; Chordata; Actinopteri; Cypriniformes; Cyprinidae
Gene: ofcc1
Product: orofacial cleft 1 candidate 1
Exons: 8
Coding region: 1-1242 (413 amino acids)
Source: RefSeq, a predicted model, not a curated record